GUUCAAACACGCAAUUACAAUCGUUCGACAGUCUACGCAUCUGACCUGCUUCCCAUGUCUCCAGAGAGUAUCGAACGAGCUCCCUGCAGGUCAUCAGCUGUACAGAAGUUCCACCCAGGCCUCGAAGGUGAGAUUGCGGACGAAGGCUAUGAAUCGUUCGAUCAAUCAGCACCUGAAUCCUUCUCUGACGAGCGAAACAACGCCGUCCGGCGGAAGCUAUAUUUGCACCUACUACCGCUCAUGUGUGGUCUCUAUGGGUUAAACUAUGUUGACAAGGUGGCCAUAGUUUGGGCUGUGCCCUUCAGCUGAGAUCCUUGCGGAAGCUGAAAGGCGAGUUCCUCUGAAACUAUGUGACAGGCUACCAAGGGCGAAGGAAGAUCAUUUGCACAGUUAAGCCUUACAAUUUCGUUGAUUUUCUACACUGGAUCCUUCUCAGAUGAAACCGAAGCUCGCAGCU
Molecule: messenger RNA, 457 nt
Organism: Paraphaeosphaeria sporulosa
Lineage: Eukaryota; Fungi; Ascomycota; Dothideomycetes; Pleosporales; Didymosphaeriaceae
Exons: 1
Coding region: 55-309 (84 amino acids)
Source: RefSeq, a predicted model, not a curated record